AUCCCACAAAACCCUAGAUCACUAACCAAAAGUCUCCAAGAGAAACAAGAGCGGAGGAGGCGCAGCCAGAAAGAGAGAGUAGAGAGCCAUGGCAGAUAACAAGGCUGUGACCGUCCGUACCAGGAAGUUCAUGACAAACCGUCUUCUCUCCAGGAAGCAAUUCGUCAUCGAUGUUUUGCAUCCAGGAAGGCCUAACGUCUCCAAGGCGGAGUUGAAGGAGAAACUAGCAAGGAUGUACGAAGUGAAGGACACAAAUGCCAUCUUUGUUUUCAAGUUCCGUACUCAUUUUGGAGGGGGUAAAUCCACUGGUUUUGGUCUCAUUUAUGAUUCGGUAGAGAAUGCCAAGAAAUUCGAGCCCAAGUACAGGCUGAUCAGGAAUGGAUUGGACACUAAGGUGGCCAAAUCUAGGAAGCAAAUCAAGGAGAGGAAGAACAGAGCUAAGAAGAUCCGUGGAAUAAAGAAGACCAAGGCUGGUGAUGCUGCUAAGAAGAAAUAAGCUUCUACACAUUUUGCAUUUCUCUGCAGCAACUUCCUGUGUUCUCAUUUUCUUUUGUUAGCGAACAUUAUAUAUUCGGAUGUUUUAAUUUACUUUUGAGUUGAGAGACUAAUAGACAAUGAAUUCAUAUCUAAGCUUUGAAUUUAAUUUGACUUCCCUGUUUUGCUACCACAAAUAAUAGUGAAGCUCAUCUACGUAAUAGACAAUGAAUUCAUAUCUAAGCUUUGAAUUUAAUUUGACUUCCCUGUUUUGCUACCACAAAUAAUAGUGAAGCUCAUCUACGUAACUACGUUUGUCAUGGAAAUUAGGCUCGGAAAA
This is a messenger RNA of Argentina anserina (silverweed cinquefoil), 814 nucleotides long. RefSeq names its product 40S ribosomal protein S24-1. The record is from RefSeq and is a predicted model, not a curated record. Gene Ontology annotation, molecular function: structural constituent of ribosome. Gene Ontology annotation, biological process: translation. The coding region runs from base 89 to 496 and encodes 135 amino acids. The transcript has 5 exons. Gene Ontology annotation, cellular component: ribosome. NCBI's taxonomy places the organism in Eukaryota, Viridiplantae, Streptophyta, Magnoliopsida, Rosales, Rosaceae.